Molecule: messenger RNA, 2745 nt
Organism: Fusarium keratoplasticum
Lineage: Eukaryota; Fungi; Ascomycota; Sordariomycetes; Hypocreales; Nectriaceae
Exons: 2
Coding region: 1-2745 (914 amino acids)
Cellular component (GO): nucleus
Molecular function (GO): histone binding; protein heterodimerization activity; DNA binding
Source: RefSeq, a predicted model, not a curated record
AUGGAGCCACCAGCAAAGAGACGACGCAAAGGCCCCUCACCCCCAACACUUGGCCAAAAUGACGGCGAAGACGACGAACUCGCCUCCCACCCACAGGAGAUUACUGUUCGACGGGACCCUGAUAUCCAGUUUGCGCUGAAACGAGCCAAUGCCAACCACAAGCUUCAAGCCACCAUGGCGCACAUCAUCGAAAAGUACAGCCGCGAUUUCGAGGGAGUUGGUGACGAGAUCGACAUGGAGACCGGGGAAAUCGUCGUGAACAACGGCCACUUGCGCAACAUGCGCGAUGAGGGAGAUGUCGAGGGGCUUUGGAUGGAUGGUGAUAGCAAUGCUGAAGAGGAUGAAGGAAUCUUGCUCGAGGAUCUCACAGACGAAUAUUCCGACAACCAAGACGAAAUGGACGAACCUCGAAACCCAGAAGCAGACAAUAACCAGAAUUCGAGUACCAGGGGACCGGAUUCAAACACUGGAUCAAAUCCCAAUGAUAUGGAAAAAGGACCAGACUCUAUUCCUGAAUCAACCGGCGAUGAAAAAGAAAAAAGCACCGAAAACCAAGACGAGCGAUUGUCCCCCGAAACCCGCAACUCUACAGACGGCGAGCCCGACGUCCCCCCUCGUGGAUUUCCUCCUGCACCUUUUGGGCCCGGCGCUCCUCUCGGCUAUGGCGCGCCACCCGGGCCAUUUGGGCCAUGGUCCAUGAUGCCUGGAUUUCCCAUGAAUCCUUGGGGUCGUGAUGACAUCCCCCCUUAUUACAACAUGCCCCCAAGCAUGCCUGGCCCCUGGUUCAACGGAGGAAGAUAUGAGUUUCCUGCAAACGAUGGACAGACAUCUAUCUGGGGACGCAACUGGGUCAAGAAGACAAAACGGGCUGGUUUCAUGAAAAAGGCCUCGAAAGGCCAUGCCGAGCCGAGUAAGAACCCCAGCGAUACCGCGGCAGACGAGGAAGCGGGGGGCGAUGAUGGCAAUGGCAAGGAAAACUCGGGAGAGCAACAGCUAGAAGCCCAAGAGGCUUUGGCAAAUGAUCGGAUUAUCAACGCCAGUGACGAAGACGAUGACUUGAUCUUUUCCGGGACAACUAGCUCUUCUCCUGCUACGAAGCGCAGCUCUAUCCCCUCAAAGGAGAAAGAAGCGGCAGAAGAACCCACUAAAACAAAACCGGUGGAAAAGGUCCUCGAGGAGACGGCAGGGAACGCUAUCAAAGUACCCUCACACGACCACGAGCAAGAUGACGGAAAUCGCAGGCGCUCUGGCCGAGCCAGGAAACAAGUGGAAUACAUGGGCAAAAUCUCUUGGGCAGAAGCAAGAGAGUGGCGAAAUUCCGGUCAGAGCUUGAGUGUUGAGCUUCACAGAGUCGAUCGUGCGACCCGGCAAGACUUUCAAAGUGUCGAUAAUACUGAUGAUGAGAGUCUUCCGGCCCAAAAAGCGGCACCACAAAGUCCACUAAAGGGGGCUCCAAGAGAAAUGGACAAGGCUGCUCAGAGACAAGUCAUCCCGGAUUCUCAAGACACGGCAACGCCAUUCAACAGCAGUGCUCCCCAACCGUCACAACCACAAGCUUCACAGCCGCAAGUUUCUCAACCUCAAGCUUCACAACCCGCAGGCAAACAACAUAACCUGGGCACUCCCAAUCACGACACUAUGCCCAAUAUGGUUCUGUCCGAUGACGAGGCACCACUCGUGCUAUCGAGAGUCAUGGUUCCUAAGCCACGCACCGUGCCUUCAAAACCUAUCCCUCAGUUGGUGAGCGUCCAGGAAGAACACGAAAGCUCAACAGACAAGGGUAGCACCCCCAAUGUCGACCAUGCUCAAAGGACCGAUGAUGAUGCGGCCCCUCAAGCUGAACCCAUGGAGCUUACCCAAGACGAGGCCAAAGAUGCGGCCAGGCCAGACAUUCUUGCCCAGCCCCUUAAACGGAAACGAGGCAGACCUAGAAAAUCAGAAGUGCCAGUCGAACCCACAACCGUGGUUUCGCUGGAUAACGCCCCUGGCCCCCUGAAGCGCAAGCCUGGUAGACCUAGAAAACCGGAAGUUUCGCCAGAGAAGUCCCCUCCGCCUCCGAAGCGCAGGGUCGGCAGACCCAGAAAGUCGAGUACUGUCACGCGUGAGGUCGUCACUGAAGUGCAGGCCCACGAGCCCCAAGCUCCCCGGCAGGAAAUCUCGACUGGGGUUGACGUUGAGAUGGAAGCAGUUGAAGAGGCUGAGAAACCCGGCCGCAUGUCUCGAGAGCUCAGAUGGCUAGAAAAGAAGAAACCGAAGGGUGUUUCCGAUCUCGAAGCUCAAGGAGUGACGUCGGAAAAGCGUCUUAGGUCUCGAGGGUCGAAAGAAACACUGCAGCCAAACGGUGUCAACAUGGAUGAAUCACAAGGAUCCAACAAAGAACCCGAAGCAAUUCCUAGCAACAGUCCGCCUCCACCAGCAAGAGUUACCUCCUCGCCAAAGACUGUCCCUGCAGAAAACGCUGCACCCCCAGCCAAAUCGACUUCUUCAGCAAGCCCCCCUUCCUUACCAAAGGUUGCUUCAGGGGCUGUCUCCCCGGCCGAGCCUAUGUCUCCUCCACAAGCUACAUCUGCAGUAAAAACCACGUCUCAGACAAGUGUUGCCUCUCUUCCGAAGACUGCUUCCAACUCAAAGGCUGUCUCACCUUCUAAAGCUGUCUCGCCUCUAAACACUGCCCCUCCAGCAAACAAUACCGCCUCACCAAAGGCUACUUCUCCACCAAAGGCCAAGACCAUCAACCUCCCUUGA